AUGGCAGCUCUUUGCUUCAUCCACCCUCUAAACUACAUUCUUUGGACCUUCAUGGGAAUCAUAAAUGGCUUCUUAAGAAACCUCCAUGAUUAUGGGAAUACAUCACAUCUCUUCUUCCACAAUAUGACCCUCUUUUGGCCCUACGACUUUGUCUUACUCAUGAUAUCGCUUUUUGGUUACUCGAUCUUCUCCGUCGCUGGCGUGUCUCACACCGUUGCCGCCUUAUACACCAGCCAUGAACCGUCCUUUAAGGAUACCAUGAGCCUCGUGGCCAAGGUUUGGAAGCGAGUUCUUGUCACAUUUCUUUGUGUUCUUUUGGUUUUCUUGGUGUAUCAUAUCAUAGCUGGAUUUGCUUUUUUCUUGAUUGUUUUGCCAUUUGGGAAAGUCGAUGAAAUAACUUUCAGUGUGGCUUUUGUUUUUUACUUUGUUGGGUUGUUGUAUUUGGUAGUGGCGUUUCAAUUAGCUGGUGUAGUUUCUGUGUUGGAAGAGUCAUGUGGGUUUAAAGCCUUGGCCAAGAGUAGGUUGCUUUUGAAGGAUAAGAUGGCAUCCGCGACAGCUAUCGUGUUGACGAUUUAUUUUGGUUUUGGGAUUUUUCUUUGGCUAGAGGCUCUUGUUAGAAAGAUGCUUUUAUCGUUGUCAUCAAUGAUUAUGUGGAUGCAUGUGUUGGGCAGCUUGUCAUUACUAUUGUUGAUAUUGGUUUUCUUGUUGUGGUCGCUCGUGUUGGAGACGAUGUUCUAUUUCAUCUGCAAAUUGUAUCAUCUUGAGAAUAUCGACAUGUCAGCUAUCUCAGAUGAAGAUCAUGUUACUUUAAGAAGCUCAGAAUGUUAA
Messenger RNA from Benincasa hispida (wax gourd), 828 nucleotides. RefSeq lists its product as uncharacterized. The record is from RefSeq and is a predicted model, not a curated record. Lineage: Eukaryota; Viridiplantae; Streptophyta; Magnoliopsida; Cucurbitales; Cucurbitaceae.